Molecule: messenger RNA, 1248 nt
Organism: Megalobrama amblycephala (Wuchang bream)
Lineage: Eukaryota; Metazoa; Chordata; Actinopteri; Cypriniformes; Xenocyprididae
Product: forkhead activin signal transducer 3-like
Exons: 3
Coding region: 129-950 (273 amino acids)
Biological process (GO): regulation of DNA-templated transcription
Molecular function (GO): sequence-specific DNA binding; DNA-binding transcription factor activity
Source: RefSeq, a predicted model, not a curated record
ACCUCCGUCAAUUAUGUAAAAGAGACAUUAAUGAGGAAUGCCCAUCUACAUCUACAUAGCCGACGUGCUUCAUAUAUAGGCCGACAAACUCCACGACAGACACUCAUCAUCACUAGAGCUCACUUCAGAUGUUCUCAGAGAUGCAGCGAGAGCGCGCAGACAUGCUGGUCAGAAGAAAAUACAAGAGAUACUCCAAACAGAAAAUGACCUACCUGGGUCUGAUCGCUUAUGUCAUUCAAAACGCACCUGAGAAAAGAUUAACGUUUCACGAGUUAAUGAAUGCGGUGACGAAUUUUGUGGAUGGUGAUAGAAAAGGCCUUGAGAAUAAUAUCAGAGUCUGUUUAUCAUCAAACAACUGUUUUGUAAAGGUGCCUAUAAACCCAGAGUGCCCAAAUGUAAAACGCAACUUUUGGAAGGUGGAUGAUAGUAAAAUCACCCCAAAGAUACUGCGACGACACUUCCGUGGUUUGAGUGACGUUUUCCCUGACCUUUAUGGAAAGAUUGAAAUUCUCUCUGCAAAUAAUGCGAUGGAAAACAAUACAACCUACAAACGCCCUGAGGCCGAGAAGAAGUUUACCAGCCCGUUUUCCAUUGAGUCACUUUUGCAGCGAGAAAGCAGCACCUCCGUGAGGCACAGACCCGUAGGCCUACAUGAUUGUGCAACCAGGAACAUUGAAAACAAGUUUCUGGGCAGAGCAAAUGGAGACCGUGGUUUGGCGUGCCAGAGGAAGACACAGGAUUGGCCCAAUCAAACUGCAUAUGUCAAUUUCAGUGGAUCAUAUUCACACUUUUGUUUUCCUACUUACAGUUUGGGCCAAAUGAAUGAUGGAUGCAGUCCCCCUAGUGGACCAUCCAAGAGGUUGCGUUCAGUUUCUGAACUGUCCUAUUGUACGGCACGCGAGAGCUUUAGACAUUUCACUUUAAAUGCUUUGAGCUGGGCCUACAUGUAAAACUGCACUUAAAAUACACUUAACUUUCUUAGUGUACAUAUUCCUAUACAUCUUACUGAUUUACUUUGCAUUGCUGAAAACAUCUGCCAGCUUCUCCAUUGCCAAAUAAAAUGACCGAGUGUUUUUAAAAUGUAGCCUGCAAGUAUAUGUUGGGAAAUAUCUAGUGUGGGAGACUUUUUUUUUUUUUUAUUAUUGCCAAGUAGUAUGCCUCUAGAUAGAUAAUAUUGAAAGUCAAUCAUAAAGAUUUCCAUUCAGACACGAAAAAAGGGAUGAUUCAAAUAAAAUUUAUUGACCUCCA